Molecule: messenger RNA, 1642 nt
Organism: Aegilops tauschii subsp. strangulata
Lineage: Eukaryota; Viridiplantae; Streptophyta; Magnoliopsida; Poales; Poaceae
Source: RefSeq, a predicted model, not a curated record
AUGGAUGAUGACGAGGAAGGGAGCAUGUCGUCUGCUAUACCUAGCGAGGUUGAUCCAUUAGAAUUUGUUUACACAAACAUCCCCGACACCACUCACAUCCUGAAGCUCGACGCAAACUGCAAACACUGCAAGGCCAAAAAGUUUAUCUCUGAGACCGACGAGUUCUGCUGUCGCAAUGGCCAGAUCGAACUUAAACAACCGGAGCCAAUCCCAGAGCUGAUGAGGCUAUGGUCAAGCAUGGAUGCAGAUUCUAGACAUUUUCGGGAGAACAUACGGUUCUUUAACGGGCAUUUCGCCUUCACAACCCUUGGCGUCAGCCUUGAUGAGAACUACACAAACAUGAAGUCUGGGGUGUACACAUUCCGUGCGCACGGCUCCAUCUACCACAAUGUGCAUUCGUUCGGGCCUAGCUCCCGUCCAGAACAUCUGCAGUUGUACUUCUAUGAUGACGACCCAACCAUAACUCAUCGUAAGGUGGCCACCAAGCAAUUAGACCAGGAUGUCGUGAAGAAGUUAGUAGACAUACUCAAAGAAAACCCGUACUCCCAGCAAUUUAGGAGUUUCGGUGCACACAAGGACAACCUCGAUGAUUAUAGGAUAGACCUAAACACCGAUAAGAGGCUUGACCAAAGAAGAUAUAAUAGACCGUUGUCAUCUGAGGUCGCUGCAAUUUGGGUUGAGGGCAACGACCUAGCAAAAAGGUUUGACUGGAGGAUAACACUUUGUGAGGGCAAUAGCAGGUUGUGCGUCUCUGUCAGAGACUACUACUGUUACAUGCUGCAGACACAGCCUAGAAUCUUCAAUCCCAUACUCUGUGGAGCACGCCUCUUGCAGCAAUGGGCGGUCGACAUGUACGUCAAGAUUGAAAGUUGUUGGUUGAGGUGGUACAGGAAAAACCAGACGCAAAUUCGUGCCGACUUGUAUAAAGGAGUUGUUGAUGCAAUCACCUUCAAUCCCAUACUCUGUGGAGCACGCCUCUUGCAGCAAUGGGCGGUCGACAUGUACGUCAAGAUUGAAAGUUGUCGGUUGAGGUGGUACAGGAAAAACCAGACGCAGAUUCGUGCCGACUUGUAUAAAGGAGUUGUUGAUGCAAUCACAUCGGGGGAGACGCGAGCAAGCGCUGUUGGGGUAAGAAUAGUGCUCCCUGGAACAUACCCUGGUGGCGACCGCGACAUGAAGAAGAGGCAUAUGGAUGCCAUGGCAAUUGUCCAUACAUACGGGAAGCCUGACAUCUUCUUGACCAUGACUUGCAAUCCUACAUGGGAAGAGAUAACGAAUGAGUUGCUGCCUGGUCAGACGGCGCAAGACCGACCUGAUAUUGUGGCUCGCGUGUUCUAUGGCAAGCUAGAGGCUAUGAAGGACAUGUUGUUCAAGAAGCAUAUCCUGGGUGUUGUUGUCGCAUAUGGGAAGGACUCGUACCCAAUUUAUCAGCGUAGAGACGAUGGAAGGCGUGCUAAGGUCCGAGGGAAGAUGUUGGACAACAGAUGGGUUGUGCCUUAUAACCCAUACCUGCUGCGGAUGUUCAAUUGCCACAUCAACGUUGAGGUCUGCUCCAGCAUAAAGGCCGUCAAAUAUCUUUACAAGUACAUUUACAAGGGCCAUGAUAAGGCUUCUUUCAGCAUCGACCAUCCCGACGCCGAUG